This is a messenger RNA of Volvox carteri f. nagariensis, 1896 nucleotides long. RefSeq lists its product as uncharacterized. The record is from RefSeq and is a predicted model, not a curated record. The transcript has 13 exons. The coding region runs from base 1 to 1896 and encodes 631 amino acids. Lineage: Eukaryota; Viridiplantae; Chlorophyta; Chlorophyceae; Chlamydomonadales; Volvocaceae. Gene Ontology annotation, molecular function: protein binding.
AUGCACCUUUGCUCCGGCGCCACUGCAACGGGCAACACAGCAGUCGCCGCCGACGGCGGCAUCACGGGCGCAUCUCUCCUCCGUCAAGCCGUACAUGCAGCCUCCAGGGAAGGCAAGCCCCUGGCCCUGAACUUCAUCGCCCAGAUGCAACCCAUUAUGGCGAACAACCCGUACGGUGUUAGCAUGCCACAUCAGCAUCCCUACGGGCCGCGGGCUUCAGCGUUUUACGGUUUUAGAAUUUUAGGGUUUAGGGAAGUGAAAAAAAAGCGGAAACCGGUUUGGGACGUAUACCUUGGCGACGGGGCUAGGGGGAGCCAGAGUGCAUCUAUGGAAAAAGAUGUAUGUGAUGCGUUGAACGCACUGGACCUGGAACGGGACAGCCCAAUGGCCACAGAGGACACAGAGGACACUACGGGGCCCCGGGCGCUGAAGAGGGGUCCUGUUCAGGAAAUGCCGCACCAGGAUAAGAUUGCGGAGUUUUUCAAGUGUUGGAAUGUGAUUGUUCCUGGACGUUACGGCAAAACUCUCAUCCGCUGGCCGGUCACUAGCUGGGGAAAGGUGAAACGCUCGCCACCUCACAAGGCAUUUGGAUUUGGUCCCCCUGCAAAUCCGUCAACUUUUACUACUGGGUUCUGGUUACAAUUGUACGGCGCAGGUGUACGGCAAGCUGUUGCAAUGAUAACCGCCAUGGAGCACCAGCUAGGGUGGGAGAGGUCGCGGAGGCAGCAGGCGGAAGAGGACUGUAAGGUACUUCUGGCGGCGGUACGAAUGGAGCGAGGUGUGGGCGAUGCACUGCUGAGUGCGGAGGAGAGACGGCGCGCGGAGGCGGCGGAGGCGGCCAACAAGCUGACACUGGCGGCGGACGAGCUGCCGCAGGCCAGCGAGGCCGCCACCACCAUCCAGAAACACGUGCGUGGUCGCCUGGCGCGAAAGGAGUUCGAGUCCCACCUCCGCGACAUUCUUCGCGGUGUGGACCCUUCCCUGGACCCCGCCGCACUACCGCUAGCAGCCCAGACCCACGUCAGCCAUGUUAACACCCUGGGAGCCCCGCGUCGGCUGGGGCUGCGGGCGCUGCUGGGGGAGGUAGUGGACAAGUCCUGGGCGGCGGGUGGUAGUGGUGGCGAUGGGACCGUCUCUGGCCCCAGCACCCUCCCUCGGGAUCAGCCCCACGAGGGCGCUACUGCCUACUACCGCCGCCAAGUGGACCGAAUCGGUCAGCGACUGGCAGGUCAUAGAGACGCCGGACAGCCGCACCUUGGGGAUGCCUCGGGCGACCCCCUCCAAGCCGACGUGAAGCAGCUGCUGUCGGGGAGCUACCCAGCUAGCAGUGCACAGGUCAUCGCGGCUCUGGUACGGCGCUGCCGGGAGCUUCAAGCUGCCUUGCUGGAGGCGGUGGGGGAGCUGCAGCAGGCGCAACUUACCAUUGAGGGUUUGAAGGAGUCCAAUUCGAAGGUUUCGGAGCUGAGCGCCUUGCAUGCCGACUUGGAGGCGGCCCGUCAAGACAACCUGCGGCUGGUGGCCACGGUGGCCAAGUUGCGAGCAGCGAUGGGGCUGCAGGGGCCGGGCGGGGCUGGAACUGGCGGCGGCGGCGCUGUGGCGGCGCGCGAGAACCCCUACCUGGCAGCGUGGUACCGGAAGGCAUAUGCAGAUAGCGAGUGGCAGCGGAUGCCACCGGGGGGGCCCGGCGGCGUGGCGCUCCUGGAUGGCCCUGAUGCGGCGGUGGAGACCUGGGGCGAUUUGAGGGCCUCGGUUCCGGAGCCAAUCAUGGUGCCCAAGGUUGCCGUACCCGGUGUCCAUUACCGGGAUCUCCUGAGCCUCAAGCAGCGGACGCCUAGCGGACGGUCAUGGAAACGAUGGUCCAAAGCUCCAAAACAUCUGUAUGUAGAUGAUUCAUGA